Molecule: messenger RNA, 1431 nt
Organism: Saccharomyces kudriavzevii IFO 1802
Lineage: Eukaryota; Fungi; Ascomycota; Saccharomycetes; Saccharomycetales; Saccharomycetaceae
Gene: OST1
Product: dolichyl-diphosphooligosaccharide--protein glycotransferase subunit OST1
Exons: 1
Coding region: 1-1431 (476 amino acids)
Cellular component (GO): oligosaccharyltransferase complex; membrane
Source: RefSeq, a predicted model, not a curated record
AUGAGGGGUUCUUGGUUUUCCUGGAUAGCGGGAUUAUUCCUAUUUUUUUUCAACGUGUCAUUAGCUGCACAACACGCACCACCCUCAACUUGGGAGAACGUUGAUUAUAAGAGAACCAUAGAUGUAUCCAACGCUUAUAUUUCCGAAACGAUCGAAUUAACCAUCAAGAAUAUAGCGACUGAACCAGCGACUGAAUAUUUCGCUGCCUUUGAAAGUGACAUUUUCAAUAAAAUUUCCUUCUUUUCUGCUUAUUUGAGUGACGAGGCCAUCUUCUUGAAUAGUCAGCUGUUUGCCAAUUCAACUAUAGAGGCCAAAGAUGAAGGUGAAGAUGACAUUAGAUACGGGAUUAUCGAAUUUCCAAAUGCUGUUUUCCCUCAGGAAGAAAUAAGCCUUGUCAUCAAGAGUUUCUACAAUACUGUCGGUGUUCCUUAUCCUGAGCACGUUGGGAUGUCGGAAGAACAACAUCUAUUAUGGAAAACAAACAAAAUGCCACUUUCCGCAUAUGAUACUAAAAAGGCUUCUCUUACGAUUAUUGGAAGCUCUUCAUAUGAAGAAUUCCAUCCUCCAAAUGACAAGAAUUUACUAGGAAAAGCUAGCAGCAGUUCUUUUGAAUUUGGGCCUUGGGAAAGCAUUCCAAGUUUUUCUGCAAAAGAAAGACUGGCAAUUAUCUAUUCUCAUAACGCGCCUUUGAACGAAGUUGUCAACCUGAAAAGAAGUAUCUGGUUUUCCCAUUGGGCUUCCACCGUCCAAUUUGAAGAAUACUACGAAUUAACGAACAAAGCUGCUAAACUAACCAACGGAUUUUCGAGAUUAGAACUCAUGAAGCAAAUUCAAAAUCAAAAUAUGAGACAAACUCAUUUUGUCACUGUCUUAGAUAUGUUGCUACCCGAGGGUGCUACUGAUCAUUAUUUUACAGAUUUGGUUGGGCUUGUUUCUACCUCUCAUGCAGAACGUGAUCAUUUCUUUAUAAGACCAAGGUUUCCAAUAUUUGGAGGUUGGAAUUAUAACUUCACAGUCGGUUGGACUAAUCGAUUGUCUGAUUUCCUACAUACAUCUUCUAGCUCAGGAGACAAAUACGUUGCUUCUAUCCCAAUACUUAAUGGUCCAUUAGAUACUGUAUACGAUAAUGUUGAAUUGUCGAUAUUUCUUCCAGAAGGAGCGAAAAUUCUCGACAUUGACUCUCCAGUUCCUUUUACAAAGGUUUCCGUGGAAGCCCAAAAGUCAUAUUUUGACUUAAAUAAGGGUCACAUCAAAUUAACUUUCCAGUACAGGAAUCUGAUUACUCAAGUUGCCAAUGGCCAAGUUCUAAUUAAGUAUGAUUACUCAAAGAAUUCCUUCUUCAAAAAGCCCUUGUCUAUUGCUUGCUAUAUUUUUACAGCACUGAUGGGGGUUUUUGUCUUAAAAGCUUUGAAUUUGAAUUUAUCAAACUAG